AUCACCACAUAUACGCCUAUAACCUUGAAUGCUACAAACGUGACUUGAUAUCAUUAGACAUACUGUAAUGAGUCACGUAGAAAAAUCCCUGAACUCUUUUGCUGUCAGAUCGUACAACUCAUCAGUUAGUUGAAUUGGACAAAUCAGGCAUUCUGCGCGCUUAGUGUCUUCCAAAAUGCUGUUCCUCCUUAAAGACCGUGUUAUAGCCCACUACAUGAAUCACGGCGCCGCGGCUUCAAUUGUCUCAAAAUUCACUCGAGCACUUCUCUGCGCAUCUUAACAUGUUUGUGUUACAAUGUGUGUAUGUUGCAAAGAUCUUUUCUUUCCUUUUGUUGGCGGUUCAUAUUUGAUGGUUUCCGCCCCCAUUCAUCUCCAGUUCAAUCCUGCUUGUGGUUGGGGGAGAGGGGCGGGUUUCCUCGCUACCGCUUUUCCCCGAUUUACUAGGCUGUGUUAGUGAUCCGCCGCUAGCAGUACAGCAGAGUCCGUGUAGUUUUCUGCUAAAACUGUACUGACCGGACCCGCUGCAGAAGCUGUCCCACUGUCUUCAUCUGCAUAGGACUAACAUGGUCGGAAUCCCUGGCUCCUUCCAAUACAGUGGAGAGAAGAAGCCCCCUGCCAUGCCCGGCUCCCCUGUGGAGGUCAAGAUUCACUCUAGGUCCGCUCCCUCUGCCAUGCCACCCCUGCCACCGGUCAACCCCAGCGGGCCCCGGCCAGCCUCCUUCUCCUCCACCACACUGACCAAUGGGAUCAGCCACUCUCCGCCCACUCUGAACGGCGUGCCCUCCCCGCCUCAGCGCUUCAGCAACGGGCCCUCGUCCUCCUCUUCCUCCUCUCUGGCCAAUCAGCAGCUCCCAGCCACGUGUGGAGCCCGGCAGCUCAGCAAGCUGAAACGCUUCUUGACCACGCUGCAGCAGUUUGGUAACGACAUCUCCCCCGAAAUCGGAGAAAGUGUCCGCAGCCUGGUGCUUGCUCUGGUGAAUUCCACGGUCACAAUUGAAGAAUUCCACUCCAGGCUCCAAGAGGCGACAAACUUCCCCCUGCGGCCGUUCGUGAUUCCUUUUUUAAAGGCUAACCUGCCCUUGCUGCAGAGGGAGCUCUUGCAUUGCGCUCGUGCCGCCAAGCAGACGCCAGCCCAGUACCUCUCCCAGCACGAGCACCUCCUGCUGAGCACAACCCUGGCGUCGCCGCCCGACUCCUCCGAGCUGCUGCUGGAGACCAGCGAGAGCGGCAAGAGGCACAGCCCUGACAGGGGCAAGGAGAACGGCUUUCAUGAGCGAGCCCCCGCCCCCCUGGAGCCUCCAGCCAAACGCAUCUGCACAAUCAGCCCCGCCCCUCGCCACAGCCCCUCCCUGCCGCUGCCCCUCCCUCUCAACGGACAGCUGCACCCCACCCCUCCGCCCCUGCAACACUAUGCUCUGGAGGACAUUGCCGUGCCACAUCUAUACCGGGAGCCACAGCGCCUCCUGGAGCUCAGGGACCUGAAGGACAGGCCCCGCCACCUGGGCGCCAAUGGGGGCUACCGUGAGGAGCCAGUGGACCACAGGCUAACGGACAGAGAGUGGGCAGACGAGUGGCGGCACUUGGAUCAUGUGCUGAACUGCAUCGUUGACAUGGUGGAGAAGACGCGGCGCUCCAUCUCAGUGCUGCGCCGCUGCCAGGAGUCUGACCGUGAGGAGCUGAACUACUGGAGGAGGCGCUCCAGCGAGCAUGAGGAGGCCAGGAAGAGUGGGCAGCCCUUCUCCAAAGCUCACAGCCCCCGUGCUGGGGAGGGCCUAAACAGCGCAGAACCUCAGCGUGACUUCACAUCCCGACCAGGUUACGUAGCGGAUGAGAUCUGGCGAAAGGCUGAGGAGGCAGUUAAUGAGGUGAAGCGGCAGGCGAUGGAUGAGGUGCAGAAGGCAGUGGCGGAGGCCGAGCAGAAGGCCUUCGAGAUGAUCACAGCAGAGCGAGCCAAGAUGGAGAAGACACUUGCUGAUGCCAAGCGACAGGCCACUGAAGACGUCAUCCAGGUCGUCAAUAAGCAGGAAGACUCAAGUGAGAGCUGCUGGAACUGCGGGCGCAAGGCCAGCGAGACCUGCAGUGGGUGCAACGCUGCCCGCUACUGCGGCUCCUUCUGCCAACACAAAGACUGGGAGAGGCACCACCUGAUCUGCAGCCCCGGACUUCAGGCACAGCCCAAACCCCUCUCUGCUGCAGCCACCAGGGGCGCUGGCAAAACCGCGGAGGGCGCCGGCGUGCCCAGCCCUGCCCCCGAGAAGGUGUCGAGCAUCACUUCAAGGUCAUCGACACCGGCCUCCAUUUCUGGCGGAGAAACCAACGGACACUAAAGCCAUCUGAGGACGGCAUUCUGCUAAGCCAUUAACAACGGGAUGUCCGUUAAAAACUCCAGAGAGGACGGCCUGUUCAGCUUCCGCGUUUUCCGUCCUCUUUGAUAAAAGACAUCUUUCUGAAUUUGCUCGGGUGUGAUUCACAACAUAUCUCACUUUGGACUGAAAAAAUAUUCCUAAGGUAUAUAGGUAUACAUUUUUUUAAGGGUUUCAGGAAAUGGAAGGAAACAAAGCAGGCACUGGUCUGUCUUGGCCCAAGCUUUGGUAUUAUUGUCUUUAAGACAAAAUGGACAAUCUUGGAUGGACCUUUGGCAUGUGUUUGCUCUAGGUGUGAUCUGGAUCCUAAAUAACCGGUGGACUUAAAAAGGCACCAUAAGAGAUACAGGAUUUCCUUAUUUAAUCAUGGUUUCUUUUUUCUCCUUUGUUUUUAAUACAAUUUUCUGAUAUUUAUUACUGUAAUUUGAAUUGGAUUUUGGUCAUAUCCUAGCUCACAGUGCUGAGAAUGCAAUCAAUUCAUUCAAAAGCAUAUGUAUUGUAUACCCAGAGAAGGAAAAUAAGCUUGGUGGGUGGUCUGAUGAUUUAGAAACCUUAGAAGAAUUAACUUCAAUAGAUCAUAUCUUCUCAUUUUCCAGUCCCAGCUUGAAAAUGGUCUUUUUGAACACCAGUUCUGGUACUUGUUGGACAUAGUGGCAAAACUGUAUAUUAAUAUUUGUUCUUGAUUCAUUUCCUGUUUGGAUUUUGCUUUCAGGGCCUUCAGGAUUGAGGUUUCAAUUCUUAAUAUCUGUGCUUGUGUGACCCUUUUACUGAGCAAUAUAAAAUGGCAGAUCUGGGUGCAUCUGAUGAUUUGUAAAUGCCAAAGGUUUUUGUUGAUUAACACAUUUGAGUGUGUUUCUCCCUGCAGUGCAGGGGAGCUCAACAUCAGUCUUGGAGGGCUACAAUCCAGAAGUUGUUUUUUCUUAAGUCGGCAGCACCUGAAGAACUGGUAAAGGCUAACAAACUUCCCCAGUUAGGUCAAUAUUUAGUUGCAUUGGCUCAUGAGUUGCAAUACAAGUUUCAAGUUCAAGUUCACAUUUAUUUGUUAUUACAGCCAUAUACAAGUAUACAGUGGGACGAAAUAUUGUUCCUCCUGGUCCAUGGUGCAAAUACAGGCAGGACAGACAGGACACUGACAUAAACAUUGUAGACAGGAUACACAAAGUGCAAAUUACAAAGUAAAUACAUAAUACAAUACACACAACACACUGGGGGGAUUUAAACCCUGUUUCUGGACAGUUUGCUGACACUGUGGCCCCCCAAGUCUGGAGUCGCGCACUCCUGGUCUACAAAUUGUUACAUGAAACAGUUUAAAUUCAAACUUUAAGAUAACAAAACUUUCCAAAUCUGAGAACUCCAGAGCAUUCUCCACACAGCAAGUGGGAGCACAGAAAAGCACAUCCCAUUCUGUAUCUAGACCCCUACAUGUUGGCUGUCCUGCCUUGCAUGUCUUUGGAAGCUUUGAGCUGAAGUAAUGUUUCACAACGGUUACAAUAAACCUCAUAGUUACGUUUCUGAAAAGAUAAAAAACAAAGAUAUGAAUGACUGAAAAACUAAAAAGUCUGGAAAAAUGUCUUGCCAGCAUGGUUAGAGGACAAUUUCUUUGUUAAAGCUUUAAAGGAGGAAUGCAGAACUCCAGUCCUGGAGACUAGCUGGCAUCUGCCUGUUUUUUUUUAUCCAAUCUCUGUUCUGGAGGACCUAACUGACCUAAUUACCAGCUUAAUUGGACCAAUUUAACACUUUUCAAAGGUCAGUGAUUCAUAGAAACAUAAAAUAAAAAAACCUGCUGGUUAUUGGUCCUCAAGGCCUGAAGUUGUACACUUAUGGCCUAAAGCUAGAAACUUGUUGAUUUUCUUUCACUUUAUUUUCUAUGUUUCGAAGUUCUAUUAAAACCUCAGGAUUAUAUUGUACAUUGUUCUUUAUAUGUUUGUCAUCAUCAAAUAAAAUAUAUAAAAAGGGAGACUCCUUUGCUUUUUUAUAAACCUAGGAUAAGAACCAUAUUAUGUGUUUAUUGUAUUUAUCAAAGCUUGUCCCAUUAACUUGUCUCUCUCUGUCCUGGUUUUCAUUCCCACAAAGCUCAGGCCUAGGCCUCCCUCAAGUAGGCCUAGGCCUACUUGAACCCUUAAAUGGUGUAUUUUCUAAAUUACAUCUAACAAUUGUCUUCUCUCCUUGGUUUCAGGAAUAACCACUUUAAGGUGCUGCUAAGUCAAUAUGUUCUCAUUUUAUUCAAUAAACUGCUGUUUUCCUGCA
Lepisosteus oculatus (spotted gar) is the source of this 4610-nucleotide messenger RNA. The record is from RefSeq and is a predicted model, not a curated record. Lineage: Eukaryota; Metazoa; Chordata; Actinopteri; Semionotiformes; Lepisosteidae.